This is a messenger RNA of Pelobates cultripes (western spadefoot toad), 1005 nucleotides long. The record is from the annotation of a GenBank genome assembly. NCBI's taxonomy places the organism in Eukaryota, Metazoa, Chordata, Amphibia, Anura, Pelobatidae.
AUGACCCCCCCGGCCUUCACACCACUCUCACUACACGUCCGUACACUCAACGCGCGGGGCUUCAACAUCCCCGAACACCGCACCAGAUUGCUGCGGGAACUGUGGUCAUACUGGACGUCAGUUGCAACGAUACAGGAUACACACUUCAAGCUAGACUCAGAACAAGCCCUUAAAGACAAGAGGUUCCCUAGUGUCUACUUCGCAUCGCACCCUCUGGGCAAGAAAGCCGGAGUGGCAAUACUGUCCUCGCAAGGGACCCCGUUCGACCUCUUGGAUCAAAAGACGGACCUGGAGGGACGAUACCUUUUUGUGAAAGGGCACAUCAACUCGCAGAUCUACACCUUCGCCACGAUAUAUGCCCCUAACUCCCGCCAACACAUAUUCAUCACGAAGACGCUGCGGCUGCUGGCAAACUUCUCGGAGAGGCUACUGAUUUUGGGAGGUGACCUCAAUGCGUCAUUGGACACGUCCAGGGGAAGGAGUGCGAUCACAUAUCCACGUAUUCGAAGCAUCAAGAAAGCCUUGUGGACACUACACCUAGUGGAUUGCUGGAGGACCCUACAUCCGGAGACAAGGGACUAUUCGUACUAUUCGGCAGUGCAUGGCUCGUACACUAAAAUAGAUUACCUCUUUCUCCCGCAACAAUACCUGUCUCUCCUCCAGGACUCGACCAUCGGACACAUCACAUGGUCCGACCAUGCCCCGGUGUCACUCCAGAUGACCUCCCCCCUCUUGAAACCAAAGGAGCGAACAUGGCGUCUGAACGAGUCACUACUUAUGGAUGAAGAGGUACGGACCACUGUACGAGAAGCUUUAACUAACUACUUCAAGGAAAACACCAAUCCAGACACAGGCCGGACUACUAUGGGAGGCCCACAAGAGUGUGAUCCGAGGGGUUCUCAUCUCCAUAGGAGCACACAAGAAGAGAGCUGGGGUGGAACGUAUACGGAGCAUCCUAGAUGGCAUUGCGACUGUGGAACUACGCCACAAACAAACCCUCAGUAA